AAUAAGUCCAUCCGUGAAAUGUCCUUGCUAUUAAAUUUUCCUUGGUCAACUGUUAGUGAUAUUAUAACAAAGUGGAAGCAACUAGGAACAACAUAAACUCAGCCACGAAGUGGUAGGCCACGUAAAAUGAGAGAGAGGGGUCAGCGCAUGCUGAAGCGCACAGUGCACAGAAGUUGCCAACUGUCUGCAGAGUCAAUAGCUAAAGAACUCCAAGCUUCAUUUGGCCUUCAGAGAGCUUCAUGGAAUGUGUUUCCAUGGCCAGGCAGCUGCAUCCAAGCCUUGCAAAGCGUUGGAUGCAGUGGUGCAAAGCACGCCCCCACUGGACUCUGG
Molecule: messenger RNA, 330 nt
Organism: Staurois parvus
Lineage: Eukaryota; Metazoa; Chordata; Amphibia; Anura; Ranidae
Source: the annotation of a GenBank genome assembly